AUGGUGAAUCAAGAAAACGACGCUUCUUCUUCCUUCACCGAUUUCGCGGAGGAUAUUCAGGUGUGCAUCCUCUCCUUCCUUGCCCCAUCGGAAAUCGCCACCGUCGCCUGCACCUCCAAGCAAUUGGGUUCUCUCUGCGCCGGCGACUCCAAGCUGUGGUUGAGUAUGUGCGAGCGCAGGUGGGGUUCCAAGACCCGCAUCACCCAAUGGGGCAAAGCCAAGGGUUCAAUAUCCUACAAACACCUCUACAAUACCCUCCACCACUGGGAAAAUCUUCUCGGCUUCUGGCGCCGCAGCGGACCCGGAACCCCUUCGUUGCUCUUCUUCGAGUGGGGCCCGUCGUUUAUCUCAGCUUCUAGGGUUUCUCCUUCCAAAUCGGUCAGCUACGGAGUCACCAAGACGCCGUUCCUCUGGAUGAGCCUCUCCGAGGAGGGGCACGCGGUUACUUUUCUCGACCCCGAUGGAAAGCCCGGUGUGAAACCCGAGGUUCAGAACGAAUUGGUUGCGGUGGAUGUUUGUUUCAUGGGAAACACGCACUUUCUUGUGGAGGAGAAACAGUUUAGGGGUUCUGUCAGUGAUGAUUGCGGAGAAGAGGUUGUGGAGAGUGGAUCGCCGCCGGAGAAACUGAUGGCGGAGAUUUAUCAGCAUUUUGCGAACCGGCGGAGUCCAGUCGGGGACCGGUCCCGGAGGCAGCGGCGCAGGGAGAAGGAGAGGCUCGCCAGGCGGAAGUGGGAGCCUCAGCAUUUUGUCAAGAUUGUGAAUUGCUCGCCGACACCGGAGAGGCCCUUGCAGGGCCUCUGGAAGGGAAUUUGUGGUGACAUGAGUCUGGUAUUUUACCUUGUGGCAUAUGAUGAUAUUGGGGGCAUUUCCUGCCGGUGGAUUGGCGAUCCUCAAGAGCGUUUUGCAGGAUAUGCCCCAGUUUUCUGGACGUCGAAUGCUACAUUUCUGGAAUCUCCCUUUUCUCUGGAGGAAGAAUCUCUGUAUGACAGUCGGGUUCAUUUUAGACCACUUCAACCGGACAAUGAAACUCAUGAGCAGCUCCCUUUGUCGGAUGGUGAAGUGGUGAAUCGAAUUCAGCAGGUCCAGUUGCCAGACAAUGUGGUAAACAGAAUUCUUCACAUAAGCUCAAGUUAUGAUUUAGUUGUUCCAGAACUUGCCGGGACAAUAAAUCCAAGGAAUGCAGAGGGAAGGAUUUGGCAGUACCAGAAUGGUACUUUUGGAUUUGGAUUCCUUACAGAUAAUUUUGUUGUAGACAUGAAACAUAUUGUACGUAAUGGUUGCCUUGUCGAUAUUGUAAAUUCUUCUUCCGAUUGA
This is a messenger RNA of Sphenostylis stenocarpa, 1314 nucleotides long. The record is from the annotation of a GenBank genome assembly. NCBI's taxonomy places the organism in Eukaryota, Viridiplantae, Streptophyta, Magnoliopsida, Fabales, Fabaceae.